AUGGAUUUCGAGUGUGGUUUUGAGGAGUACGAAAAUGACUAUAAGAGCAAUGGCUUGGACGAUUCUCGAGCAAUCGACGAAGAUUUGUGUCCUGAGGCAACAGAGAUUCUGAGACGAGAACUGUCUGGUGGUGCACAAGGCGAAGAAGAGGACGAUGCUGAUACCAAAAAAGCAGCAGCUGAACGUGAGCGUAAGAAGGCUGAAGUACGACGUCGUUUGGAGGAAGCUGGCCGUGCUAAAAAGGCUAAAAAAGGUUUCCUGACACCAGAACGUAAGAAGAAACUUCGUAAACUGCUGAUGAUGAAAGCAGCUGAGGAUUUGAAACAACAGCAAAUGCUACGUGAACAAGAACGACAACGCAUUCUACAAGAACGUAUCAUACCACUGCCCGAUCUCGAUACGGCUGAAGAUGAUGAACUUGAGCAAAUCGCAAAAAAUAUGGUCGCAAGACUGAUGGAACUGGAAAGUGAGCAUUACGAUAUCAAUUAUACGGUGCGUCAGAAAGAUUUCGAAAUCAACGAGUUGACGAUUGCUGUUAACGAUCUACGUGGCAAAUUUGUGAAGCCAACGCUUAAAAAGGUCUCGAAGACUGACAGCAGAUUUGAUAAGCUGAAGAAGAAGGAUCAGAAUAAAGUUGACUUCAGAACGAAUCUUAAGAAUAUUGACACCAAGAAAUUCGCCCUUGAAGAGGUAACUGAUAAAAUUAUUAAUAACAAUAAUGAGAGUAAGUAA
Anisakis simplex (herring worm) is the source of this 732-nucleotide messenger RNA. NCBI's taxonomy places the organism in Eukaryota, Metazoa, Nematoda, Chromadorea, Rhabditida, Anisakidae. The record is from the annotation of a GenBank genome assembly.